GGGAGCCAGGGACUGGGGGAGGCCGUGGGGCCGGGAGGGGAGGGUGCGUUUCCUUCAGUGGCUGCAGCCGACGUCCCUCUGCCCACCGCUGGCCCCCCUCCACUGUGGCUGCCACCCUGCCCCGUGCAGUUCACCGCGUUGCACUGGGCAGCAAAGCACGGCAAGGAGGACAUGGCCGCGAUGCUCGUGGAUGCUGGGGCUGACAUCAACAUGAGAGCGCACGUGAGUACAGGCCCCGGCUGGCGGUCGCUGCUGGGCCGGGGGGUGCUGAGCACGUCACACGUGGUGCCCGGCUCUGCCCCCACAGCAGCUCUCUCCCUCGGGCAGGGCGGCUACACCCCCCUGCACAUCGCCGCGCUCCACGGGCACCGCCAGAUCGUGGACCUGCUCAUCGAGCGCUUUGGGGCCAAGCAGAACCUGCGGGACUACAGCGGGCACCUGGCCGGGCACUACCUGGGCUCUGCAGCGACGCUGGACGGGGACCCCGACACCCCCCAGCUGCCCUCGGGCCGCGGUGAGCGCGGCCGGAACCGGCGCCUGGCCUGCCUGCUGCUGCCCAAGGCCGGCGGGCAGGCGCGGCGGCGCUGGGGCUCGGCCGAGGACCUUGCGGAGCCAGAGGAAGAGCGAGCCCCGGCGCAGCUCCUCGCACCGCCCGCGUCCUACCGGGCCGUCCGCAAGUUCUCUCGCUAGCCCAGACCUGGCCCCACGGCGUGGUGGGGGGCUCGGGGGUCAGGCACGAAGAUGGGGCCGGACGCUGUCUGGCACUGCAGUAAAGCUCCGUGUGCACCGCG
Cygnus atratus (black swan) is the source of this 791-nucleotide messenger RNA. Its product is annotated as ankyrin repeat domain-containing protein SOWAHC-like. NCBI's taxonomy places the organism in Eukaryota, Metazoa, Chordata, Aves, Anseriformes, Anatidae. Gene Ontology annotation, molecular function: protein binding. The record is from RefSeq and is a predicted model, not a curated record. The coding region runs from base 172 to 690 and encodes 172 amino acids. The transcript has 6 exons.